This is a messenger RNA of Lymnaea stagnalis (great pond snail), 3051 nucleotides long. The record is from the annotation of a GenBank genome assembly. Lineage: Eukaryota; Metazoa; Mollusca; Gastropoda; Lymnaeidae.
AUGGCUUUCUUUUUAAAUAUAUAUACAUUUUUUUAAAAAAAUUAAAGAUUAAAAGCUUGUAAUGGAGAAGUAAGACUGCCUUUCUGUGCCAGGUGCUGUAAGUAGGUCAGGUCAGGCGUGUCACGCGGUGUGUUGUUAAUAAGUUAUUAAAUAUAAAGUCUGAACGUGGGUUGGUUAACAAACUAUACCAUAACAUUGCCCGUUCCGUUACACGGUAUCAACGAAUUGUGAUAAUUUCUGCUGAUCUGAAAGCAAGUUAUAAUAAAACACAGAGCUUUACAACCUCGAAGCGCAGCGUAAGUAAAAGUCAAUCAUUUAUGUAGUAGUAGAAGUAGUUGGCAGGCUUGUAAAGUAAUGUGAUGAUUACUACACACGGGGAAGCAUAGUAUUAUAGCAAUAGAGUAGAGACUAGAGUAGAGAGGAUCAUGAUAAACUUUGGGCUUAGACUACACUACACAACUAUUUACACUUGAAGAGAACAUACUUGCGAAUUAUUUAUUGUGGAAGUUCUGGAGGUCGAUGGCUUUGCAAAUGAUGACUAACUUAAAUGACAUUAUAUUAAUUUUGUAGGAACUAAGUGUAAAAAAUAAAUUAAUUGAGACCUACAACUACAAAGAAAUUAAAACAAAAAAAGGGGUGGGGGUGUGUGAUUAUAACAUAUGGAUGCUUUUAAGUUCACCACACAGGGAACUGUUCCCAGCUACCCAGGGCCCGUGGCAAGCAACCAAAAGAUGUAUAGAUUAAUGAUUAAUAUAUAUUUUGUAUGAAAAAGUAUGAUUUUGGCUUUGGCAUCCUCAGAAGAUGGAGAUCCCAGCCGCCCCAGGUGGAUGCUCACUUUGUCAUUGUGCCCCCCCCCCCCCAAUGAAUGACCCUUUCCUCCCCAUCAUACUAAAUUGACUGAAUCACCAAGCUAUCAUAAGCCUAAUAACUGAAAUCAAUAUUUGAACUUCCCUCAUGGCCCCCAUCUUUAAAGGUUGCCAUUUGAUGGACUAAUUCAUUCAACCAUCUCUCUGUCAUUUACAACACCACCAUCAAAAAACUGUGUAAUAGUGAAAGCACUAAUUAAGAUUUUUUCAUUUUUUUGGAAACAUGAGGCUUUAAAAACUAUUUACUAACAAGGAGACCUGUUUACCCUCAAACUCUUAAAAUCGUACAAUAUCUUCACAAAAUCGUUCAAUACAUUAUCUGCAUAGUAAAAAAAAACGAACAUACAGGAUAUAUAAUGUAUACACCUCAAAAUCGUACAUUGUACGCCAAAAUCGUAAGAGUUAACAGGUCUGAACAAGGCAAGAGUCCCUAAAAUUAAAUCAAGGCAGCAUGAACAUGUUUCUCUGCCAAUGUUUUAUAUUAUUGCUAGUAAAGGUGCUCAACUCACUUAACUAUCUAACAAAAAUUAAAUCAAGACAGAAUAAACAUGAUUUUUGGUCCAUGUUUUAGGAUAUUACAACUAGUAAUGGGGCUCAACUCACUCAAAUAUCUCACAAUGCUAACUGCUGAAAGUUUAAAAUAAUUUUCCUUGCAGAAUGUCACAGACAAAAGUUGAGGUUCCCUCUGAGAAUCCACUGGGUCCAUGUCCAGCUUAUGUAUUUGGUGACCCAAAAACAAAUGAGUCAGCCAUCAUUGUUAUUCAGGUUGGUUAACGGCAAUAUUUGUUUACAUACAAGCUCACCUUAUCAUCUUUAUUUUAAAGAGACUUAUUUGAAGAUUCACAACACAAGAAUAUCAUGAAAAGCAGUUAAAUUGUGUUCAUUGCAAAACUGCUUUUGAGUCAUAAUUCUGCACCCUGAAAACAUUGUCAUUGCUCAUGUAAAAGUAUGUGAUAAACCAUUUACCAUUGAUAACUUUAGUUAUGCUAUCUCAGUGCACCGUUUGCUACUGCUGUUUAAAAGUUAAAUUGUAAUAUGUUUCAAUUUCAUGUAACAGUAUUUGGGAAUUAACCCAAUGUCUAUGUGCUCGUGUUUUCCCAGGAAUGGUGGGGGGUCAAUGAGAACAUUAAAGAUGUGGCCAAGACAAUAGCUGAGAAAACAAACUUUGUGACGGUCGUACCAGAUCUCUAUAGAGGAAAGGUCGCCCUCGACAGGGAGACAGCAGGUCAUUACAGUAAAGACCUGAACUGGGAGGGGGCAGUACAAGAUGUGGAUGCAUGUGCAAGGUUCGUUAUAGCUGUAUUUAACUACAUCUAAAUCCUUGAAAUUCUCUUUGAUUGUGCACUUAAGAUACAUUCAAUAUUAACCUUACUUUUUAAGCAUUUCCUAACUUCCCUAAAAUGAAACUAAUGGUUUACAUAUUUUUGAGCAGGGAUCGAAAAUAGUUUUAUCUUUUAGGAAGAUGUUCACAAGUGAAGCGUAAUCUGACCAGUUAAGCAGAAAAGAAAAUUGCCUUCAAAUUAAAAUAUGCAUUUGUCAUAUAAUCUUACUUAUUACUUGUUAAAUCAUGUUCUUAAAAAAAGGAAAAUAUCACACUUUGACAGAUUUCUGAAAGCACAAGGGGUUAAAAAAGUCGGGGCGACCGGCUUCUGUCAAGGAGGGGCCCUGUCCAUUGCUGUGGUGACACUUUACAAAAGCGUGGAUGCGGCCGCACCAUUUUACGGCAUCCCACGGCCAGCUAACCUGACCUGUGAUUAUAAGAACAUCACAGUACCCAUCCAGUGCCACUUCGGGGAAAAAGAUCACGCUGUUGGCUUCUCUUCCCCAGCUGACUAUGAAGCCUUUCGUGCCAAGCUCCAGGAUUACAAGUCUAAUUAUGAGUUUUACACCUACGAUGCUGGCCAUGGAUUUGCCAAUAAGACAAACCCUGAAAACUUUAAUGAGGCUGCAUAUGAGUUGAGUUUCUCUAGAAUGUAUGCAUUCUUUGAAAAUAACCUCAAAUAAAAGCAAUAUUUUGAUUUGUUUUAUAUCUUAAUGUUGACUGAAUCGUUGAAUGCUGUAACUGCCUAUUGUUUGUUUGAGAUGUCUUGCAUAUGCAUUUAGACGGUUAAUUGUUGAUAUACAAGAUUUUUGUUAAAGAUAUUCAUGAAUUUACAUUUUUAAGAAUAAAAUCUUAAAAUUAAAA